This is a messenger RNA of Physella acuta, 3797 nucleotides long. Its product is annotated as filamin-B. Gene Ontology annotation, molecular function: actin filament binding. The record is from RefSeq and is a predicted model, not a curated record. Gene Ontology annotation, biological process: actin cytoskeleton organization. NCBI's taxonomy places the organism in Eukaryota, Metazoa, Mollusca, Gastropoda, Physidae.
UGUGUCGUAACACACGUAAACAGCGUGACACUGUCAUCUGACCUUAAACAAGCAGAGAUCGAUGAUACACAUAGCACCACAAACGCAGGGGAACGCUAAAAAUCAAACAACAGUUGAACUUUUCUUAAGUCAGGUACAUCCGUCAGGUGCAUCCUCAGGUGUGUGGGUGUCCAGUGGAUAAUCUUUAGUUAAUCCACCCAGCAGACGAUUACACAGCUGUGUACACAACUCAAGUGUGUACUGUACACACCUGUUAGUCUAGUCAAGACUAGGUGUCUGGUGACGUUGUCACACCGGAGCAUGUGCCCCUCAUGAGAGGCGGGGCAGGUAUGGAACUGCCAUUGUUUACCUGAAGUAACCUAGCAACCAUCACAAGCGCCGCACCUGUACACGUAACCAUGUCUGGCACCGAAGACCAGUGGAUAGCCAUUCAGGCCAAGACUUUCCUCAACUGGACCAACGAACAGCUCAGCAUAGGCAACAGGUCUAUAGAGAACCUGUCUGUGGAUCUGUGUGAUGGCGUCAAGCUUGUGGCUCUGGUCGAAGCUCUCCAGUUCAAGAAAAUCGGCAAAGUCUACUCCAAGCCGACCAGCCGCAUACAGAUGUUGAACAACGUCUCUCUCGCGCUCAACGCUAUUGCCGCGGACAACGUGAAACUAGUCAAUAUUGGAACAGACGACAUAGUUGGCGGGAACCUGAAGCUGAUCCUCGGUCUGCUGUGGCACCUGAUCAUCCGGUACCAGAUCAGUUCCAGUAAGUCCAAGGCCCCACCCAAACAGCUGAUGCUCACCUGGUUCAAGAACGCCUUGCCUGGCCUGACCAUCACAAACUUUACAUCCAACUGGAGGGAUGGUAUAGCACUACACGCCUUGUUGGAGUACCUAAAGCCUGGGCUGUCACCCAAAUGGGCGGAGCUUUCUCCUAAAGACAGCCUCCAAAAUUGCCGGACAGCGAUGCAGUUAGCCAAGGAGCAUUUGAAUGUUCCGAGAGUCAUUUCCCCUGAAGACUUUUCCAGUCCAGAUUUGGACGAGUUAUCCGCCAUGACGUACCUCUCCUAUUUCAUCCGUAAAAUUUCCCCUGGGUACUACAACACACUCAACUGGGCUUGUAAACAACUCAAAACAACCAACAUCAGCAACCUAACUACUGACUGGAAUGAUGGCUACUACCUGUGUUCACUCGUUCACUCCCUGGGGGGUGAGGUGCCAGGCUGGCCAAACAUCAACAGGAAGGACCAUGUUGCCACUUGCCAGUUAGGUAUUGAAAGCGCCCAGAAGCUGGGCAUUGACCCCAUCCUGACAGCCACAGAUCUCUCUGACCCAAAUGUAGACCACCUGGCCGUCAUGGCCUACCUGUGCAAGUUCCAGAAGAUCACCCCAAGGAAGGACAAGUCUGAGAAAGUUGACGUUGACUGUAAACUUUUGGGUGUGGCUGUGGGAAAUGUUGUACAUUUCCACAUCAACGCAGCAGACGUAGACACACAGGAGUCUAAAGUAAAGACCUGGGUGUCAGGUCCCACAACCUCACCCCCCUGCCAGAUAGCCUGGGCCAACAGGACGGCCACCUGUACCUUCCAGCCUACUGAAAUUGGUUUACAUAAGAUAUUUGUCCAGUAUGACAAUACAGACAUCCGAGGCUGUCCGAUCACAUUCACAGUUCAACAUGACCUAAGCAAGGUCAAGAUCACUGGAUCUCCGAACCCAUGUCGUGUGGGCAAGCCACACACUAUUGAGAUAUUUUGCCAAAAGGAAUUACAAAACUCCCUAGAAAUACGAGUGACAAGUCCCAAUGGGGAGCUGAGCCAUCUCAACACAGACCCCAUUCCUGAAGGGUUAAAAGCAGUUAUAAGACCCUCAAUGCCUGGUACUUGGAGUUAUCAGACCUUAGUUGGAAGUCUAGAGGUCAGCACCGUCAAGUUUUCAGCUUUUGACCCUCUCAAGGCUUGGCUGUCUGGGCCUGAAAAGGGAGUGGUUGGAGAAAGUGUUACCUUCACAGUCAACAAUCGUGAUUGUGGCAAUGAUGACCUGGAAGCAGAAGUAACAACGACAGGAGGCAGGAUACUGGAUGAUGUGCACCUUGUCAAAUCCAAAGAUAUCCACAACAUAACCUUUAACCCCAGGUCUGCUGGGGUUUACAGGGUCAAGGCUUCUAUACGAGGGGAAGUAAUCAAUGGUUCUCCAAAAACUGUUGAGGUGGUUGACCCAGGUCAGAUACUGGUCACAGGGGAAGGUUUGACCAAGGGAACAAAGGGUGUGGAGGCCUACUUUUAUGUCAACAAGCAGGGACUGGAUGGAGAGAUCUCAGUAGUUAUAGAAGUUGAAGGUCAGAAUGUUCCAGCGGCCAGAGAGAAGCAGGCAGCAGAUGAGUUUGGCUACAUGUACAUCCCUCCCAAGGUUGGCUUUUACAAGAUUGAUGUCAGAUGGGAUGGCAAACCUGUAGCAGGUUCGCCCUUCAUGGUCAACAUCACUGACAAAUCACGUGUGAUUUUGCUGGACAACUUGGCUGAGCUGAAGGAUGAAAGUGACCACGUAGCGCUCACCUACAACCAAACAACAACUUUUAAUUUUGACAUUAGUCGGGCUGGACCUGGUCAUUUGACCGCUGAGGUUUUAAGUCCUGAAGGCAAACUGCCAGUCCAUGUUACACAGAGUACAGACAGAGCCACAGUCACUUUUACAGCUAGUCAUGAAGGUGACCACUACAUCCACCUGUACUGGUCGGAGGUGCCACUGGACUACAGCCCCAUACAGGCCUACUGCCCUGGACCUCCUACUGUAGUGGACGCCAGUAAAGUUGUCAUCACAGGAAAAGGGGCUGAAAGUGGCAGGGCUACGGUCACGUCUAAAUUUAUCAUUGAUGGCAAAAAGGCUGGAGCUGGUGUUGCUAAAGUGAAACUGCAAGGUGUGAUGAAUGAGCUUCCUGUCGAUGUUAAACCCCUGAAGUACAACAGGUAUCUGUGCAGCUACACAUCCAAUCUGCCAGGCAGCUUCCUCCUGUAUGUCUACUGGUCAGAUGUAUUGGUGCCUGGCUGUCCUUUCAAAAUCAACAUCACCACCAAAGGGGAUGUCAGGAAGGUCAAGGUUACCGGGGAGGGUCUCAGUGGAGGAAUAUUUGGCAGUGAGCUGAUUGUCUAUGUGGACACAGUGGAGGCUGGGCCAGGGGAGAUAACUGCAGAAUGCCACAGUCACAGACAAAACGCUCUAUGUGAUCUGAUAGAAAACUCUGAUGGCCAGUACAUCUUGAGGAUAACUCCAACAGAAGCAGAAAAACAUGUUCUGCAGAUCAGAUAUGAUGGCAUUCAAGUGCCUGGCAGUCCAUUUAUCCUGAGGGUGGGAGACCCACCUGACCCCAGCAGGGUGCGUGUGUUUGGGCCUGGGAUUGAAGAUGGACACAUUGACAAUUUUCAGUCCAGAUUUCUUGUGGAUACACACGGGGCAGGUGCUGGACAACUGGCUGUCAAGAUUAGAGGACCACGAGGUGGUUUCAGAGUUGACAUGCGAAGAGAAACAAUCAACGAGAGGAUUAUCAACUGCAGGUAUGACCCCAGCGAGGCAGGUGAGUACGCCAUCCACGUCAGGUGGUCAGGUGUGCACGUACCUGGCAGCCCGUUUGUCGUGAAGAUUGUUGAGACCAGAGAACAGCUCAAUCGUCUGAUAGCUGAGCGAGGCUAUAAGCUGCAUGAGGAGCAGCUGGGCUGGAAGGCUGAGAUUUAGCUGACUUUUUGUUGAUUUUAUGUGGGGAUAGGCUGAGAUUUAGCUGAUUUUUUGUUGAUUUUAUGGGGGGGAGAGGGGGGGGAG